This is a messenger RNA of Acromyrmex echinatior (Panamanian leafcutter ant), 2936 nucleotides long. Its product is annotated as wee1-like protein kinase 2. NCBI's taxonomy places the organism in Eukaryota, Metazoa, Arthropoda, Insecta, Hymenoptera, Formicidae. Gene Ontology annotation, molecular function: ATP binding; magnesium ion binding; non-membrane spanning protein tyrosine kinase activity. Gene Ontology annotation, cellular component: nucleus; cytoplasm. Gene Ontology annotation, biological process: protein phosphorylation; mitotic cell cycle. The record is from RefSeq and is a predicted model, not a curated record.
UGAAGAGCGGCGGAGCAACCAAUUAGGAACCACGUUACAUCCGCCUGGUCUCCGUGCCGCACGCGCUGAUUGGUCGGUCGGCCGACCGUAUACCAUCGGUCACUUCGCUCCGUCCUAGCGGCCAUCAUAAACGCCACAACGAACGCGAUCGCCGGAAUGAGCGGUGCUUUCGUCGGUUUGAAUGAACGCGGUCGCGAGUGUGUUAACGUCGACGUCGUUAGUGAUUCAAUUCUCGAUUUCGUCUCAGCUGCAACAGUCGGCAUUUACUUCAAGUUCUUCCAAUCUCACUUUUUCCUUCCGUUUCCCGUGAAUCGUGAAUCGUGAGAAGCGUCGCGGCACGCACGCCGCACGUGCGUGACGUGAUCGUACGGCUUACGAAGAUGGAGGUCGUGCGGAAGGUGCACUACGACGCGUGCGACAUGCAGAACGGCGAACUUACCUGGAGCUGCGGCGGCACCGGUGAUGCCGACGACAACAGCCCCGAAUGCGACAUCCUCGACUCCUCGGUCGACGACUUCGACUCGCCGCCGCCACUGCAACCGCGCAAGCUGUUCGACGCGACGGACUGCAACGAUGACGAGGGCCAGCCGAUGAAUAACAACAACAAAAUUCCGAUCUUCGUUACAGGUACUCCAGCCAUCAAGGCUCCCAUUAGUCGUGAAAGUGUUUUUCACAAAAGUUCAAUGGGGUGUAGUCCACCCUACAAACGUGUUAGGGCAUUACGUCUAUUCGAUUCGCCUACUACCCCUAAAACUUUGAUAGAGAAGAGCGUGUUACAAACUCCGAUACCUCCAAGAUGUUCUAGAUUUUUUACUCUAGAAAAACCUAAACCUUCUAAGAUAAGCCCCAGUUACCAGAAUAAGUUCGAAAAACCUGCCGCGAAUGUAAAUCCAUUCACACCUACUGGCAUGUUAAUAACAGCAAAGAAAAGAAGCAGAUCUAAACGUAGUCUCAAUGGUAGUAAUAGUAGUUCACCGGAUAUGCAAGUACCAAAGUUUGACCUCGUUGACUCCGAAGAUUCCGACAACGAAUAUGAACACGUGACGAAACGUGUAGCACUGCAGGAUUCGAAUAUAUCGCGUUAUCAUAAGGAGUUCCACGAGCUCGGCUUGAUCGGGAUCGGUGAAUUCGGCUCCGUGUACAAAUGCAUCAACCGGUUGGAUGGAUGUACAUAUGCCAUCAAGAAGAGCAUCAAACCCGUAGCUGGCAGCAUUAAUGAAAAGAACGCGUUGAAUGAGGUGUACGCGCACGCUGUGCUCGGCAAACAUCAGCAUGUGGUCCGUUAUUACUCCGCUUGGGCGGAAGACAAUCAUAUGAUCAUCCAAAACGAAUACUGCAACGGUGGUAGUCUCGCAGACACGAUCCUCUUAAUGCAAAAACAGAAGCAGUGCUUUAGCCAGGCUGAGAUGCGCCAAUUGCUAUUGCAUGUGGCUGAAGGACUGAGGUAUAUACACAGCAUGCAGCUUGUGCACAUGGACAUCAAGCCCGGCAACAUUUUCAUCACCAAGGAAAAGAAAUUGCGCGCCAUCAACUAUGACUCCGCAGAUGACGGUUUUGACGAUGAGGAAAACAUCGACGAGGAAAUCACAUACAAAAUUGGUGAUCUCGGCCAUGUCACAUCUAUCAACAAUCCGCAGGUGGAAGAAGGCGAUUGCAGAUACCUUACAACAGAAAUUCUGCAGGAAGAUUUCAAUCAUCUACCGAAGGCCGAUAUUUUUGCCUUAGGAUUAACCGUUUACGAGGCGGGUGGCGGUGGACUUCUACCGAAAAACGGGCCCAUGUGGCAUGACAUUAGACAGGGGAAAUUACCAGACUUGCCACACUGCAGUCGCGAUUUGAAUAACUUAUUGAAGCUGAUGAUUCACCCUAACCCGGAAAUGAGGCCAUCAGCGAUGUCUUUGAUGCAACACCGAGUCUUAUGUCCGAUCGGAAAGAAGACCAAAGCGCAAUUACGAAGAGAAUUGAACGCUGAAAAACUCAAGAAUGAAAUCUUAUCAAAACGACUCCAUGACGCAGCAAUGUGCCUGAAAUCCAUCGCACCGAACGUUGUAAUCGAGGGUGGUAAUAGCGAUCGACAAUUGCGACCGAUAGCCAGCAGAUUAUCGUCAUCUCGUGUUAUAGGCAAAAAAGUUAAUCGUAGUAAUAGCACUACGAACUUUUGAAUCAAUUCGUUAAAAUUUUGACACCGGUAAAAUUUCGAAAGGUCGAACUUAAGGAAGCGAUCGAUUUCCUGAAGUCACCUUAACAUGUGUGAUACCGUAUCUAGUUUUUUUUUAAGUACGAUUGCCCAGUAAAAUAAGAAACGUUUACACAAUAGAAUGCUGAAUGAAAUUACAUACGAUUGUAAAUGAGCAUUCUCCCCUAUGAUGAUUUUCCUAAUACGAUUGAUGUUUAUUAUAUAGCUGUAAACAACGUAUAAUAUCUUACAAUUAGUAUCCUUAUUAUACUAUGAUAUGGUUGUGUAUUUUUUUGAAUUGUUAUCGAAAACGAAAUUUGUUAGUAUACGAGUGUGUGUAGCAAGCAAAUAAGUUUACGAUUAAUUUCUGGAAUAACACUGAGGGAGCAAAGUUUGGUUUAAUUUAAAGUAUAAUUUACAUUCACACACAAAUGUGACAAGAUUAAUAUUAAAAUGGAGUUGGUUAGUAUAAAAUUUUUUCUAAAUUAUGAAAUGAAACUGCAUUCUAGCAGGCUAAUUUUAUGUAGUAAGAGAGUUUUUGAGACCACUCAAUGUUCUUUCAUGUUUCAAUGUUAGUAGAAUCUCUUGCACUUCUCGAUUCUUUCAUUACAUACUGGACUCUAAAACUUUUCUUAUUUUGAUAAAAGGUUUUGAUUUAAAACGAUUUAUUAUAUCUCGGUAUGCAGUGCAUGCGGAGUGUAAUAAGUAAAAAUCGCAUGUAAGCGAAAUGAAAUAACUAUUGCGACUUUUACAAUUUUUG